UUUGAAGACGACGUUUGACAACGAGGCUGAACGUGGCGAGCGUGCGUCAUGUGACAGUCACGUGACCCAGCUGUCGGGGCCCUGUUGCCAGUCAAGUCAGUCGGCUCACACAGCCUCACUCACACAUAUACACAUACACAGACCGAGCAGUGAACCGCGACAACCAGCCGAGUGGGAUGCCCGAGGUUUGCAGGCGUUAUGACGUUACCUGGAGGGGCGGUGCUCCUGUGGGGAUACAGCUGAUGGAGAGGAGUCCCUCCUCCUCCUCCUCCUCCUCCUCUUCCUCCUCCUCUUACACUCGCUGCCAUGAUCGGAUGAUGAGGACACAGCACAACGGCGGCGACACACAAGCAGCGCCGGGAUCGAGAAUGAGCCGCGGGACACGCUGAGCAGACACCUUAGCGGUUUACAUGUGUUUGUUUCUUCCUGGAUGUUCAGUCAUGACAAGUGCCUUCCCAACACCUAUUUUCCAACUUUUCUGACAUUUUUUUGACUCUCGGAGAGGUUUUCACUGAUGUCCAGGGACUCGCAUAUACUAUGCACUAUCGCUGUCUCGCGCUCAUCAUCGAACCUGUAACCUCAGCACGGGACUCUUGAAGUGAGGACCCUCACCCCCUCAACCAGCCACGGGUAGCUUCUCCUCGUACGACGCAGGGAUGUUUGCCUCCGUGGAGCACGGCCCGGUCCUCUGCAGCGACUCCAACAUCCUGUGCCUGUCCUGGAAAGGCCGCGUGCCCAAGAGCGAGAAGGAGAAACCGGUGUGCCGGAAGCGCUACUACGAGGAGGGCUGGCUGGCCACCGGGAAUGGCCGGGGGGUCGUCGGCGUCACGUUUACAUCCAGUCACUGCAGGCGGGACCGGCCCACCCCGCAGAGGGUCAACUUCAACCUCAGAGGGCACAACAGCGAGGUGGUCCUGGUCCGAUGGAAUGAGCCCUUCCAGAAACUGGCCACCUGUGAUACAGAUGGCGGCAUCUUUGUUUGGAUCCAGUACGAAGGCCGUUGGUCCGUGGAGCUGGUCAAUGACCGCGGAGCUCAGGUGAGUGACUUCACGUGGUCGCACGACGGCACUCAGGCGCUCAUCUCUUACCGCGACGGCUUUGUGCUGGUGGGGUCCGUCAGUGGGCAGAGACACUGGUCCUCCGAGAUCAAUCUGGAGAGUCAGAUCACGUGCGGUAUCUGGACACCUGACGACCAGCAGGUUUUGUUUGGCACCGCUGACGGACAGGUGAUCGUGAUGGACUGCCACGGGCGCAUGCUGGCCCACAUUCUGCUGCACGAGUCGGACGGCAUCGUCAGCAUGUCGUGGAACUACCCCAGCUUCCUGGUGGAGGACAGCAGCGAGAGUGACACGGAUUCUGACGAUUACCCCCAACAGCGUGUGCACAGCCACAAACCUCUGCUGACAGUCAGCUUCACCUCCGGAGACAUUAGCCUCAUGAACAACUACGAUGACCUCUCCCCAACCCUCAUCCGCACCGGUCUGAAAGAUGUGGUCGUCCAGUGGUGUUCACAGGGGGACCUUCUUUCGGUCGCUGGCAUGGAGAAGACGCUCCUCUCCCACGACCCCUCUUGUCCUCCCACCAGGAAUGCUAUUGUCAAGUUCUAUAACGUUCGGGGUGAACACAUUUAUACACUGGAAACACCAGCACAGCGCCCCAUCACCACCCUCUGCUGGGGCCACCGGGACUCCCGUCUCUUCCUUGCGUGUGGCCCGGCGCUCUACGUGGUGCGUGUGGAGCACCGUGUCGCCAGCCUGCAGCUCCUCUGCCAGCAGGGCAUCGCAACGGCCGUGAAGGAGGAGAAGGACGUGGCCAAGCUCACCAUGCCGUCACGCCUCUGUUCCUAUGUCACUUCCGCUUUUUUCCCCACCAUCAAGCAGCCCAUUCCAGACCCCAACAACAUGCGCGACUUUGUGAGCUACCCAACAGCUGGCAAUGAGCGUCUGCAUUGUACAAUGAAGCGUACAGAGGACAACCCAGAGGUGGGGGGUCCCUGCUACACUCUGUAUUUGGAGUACUUAGGGGGUCUGGUGCCCAUUCUUAAAGGACGACGAAUAAGUAAACUACGCCCAGAGUUUGUCAUUAUGGACCCCAAGACGGAUGGAAAAACAGAUGAAAUAUAUGGCAACAGUCUGAUAUCAGCAAUGAUUGACAGCUGUAACUGCUCAGACUCCAGUGACAUCGAGCUCAGUGAUGACUGGGUCGGCAAGAAGUCUCCAAAGAUAUCCCGGGGCAGUAAGUCCCCCAAGCUACCCAGAGACUUAGUUUGUCCCUUUACCAACAGAAUCAACAUCGAUCCCAGGAAAUCACCAAAACUCUCUCGUGGUGCCCAGGAAGUUUCCAGGUCACCGCGGCUACCAAUACGCAAACCCUCCAUUGGAUCACCUAGUCUAACACGGAGAGAAUUUCCUUUAGACGACAUUACUCAGCAAAACUACCUUGCUCAGGUCACAUCAAAUAUUUGGGGAACAAAAUUCAAGAUUGUCGGGCUCGCUGCAUUUUUGCCAACAAACCUUGGUGCAGUCAUCUACAAAACCAGCCUCCUCCACCUGCAGCCCAGACAGAUGACAAUAUACCUGCCAGAGGUGCGCAAGAUCUCCAUGGAGUACAUCAACCUGCCCGUCUUCAGCCCCAACGUCUUCAGCGAGGACGAAGACGACCUGCCCGUCUCGGGCCCGGCCGGUGGUGUAGACGACAAAAACCCGCCCUGCACUGUCAACAUCCCAAUCGCGCCCAUCCACAGUCCCGCUCAGGCCAUGUCCCCCGCCCAGAGUAUCGGCCUUGUCCAGUCCCUGCUAGCCAAUCAAAACGUUCAGCUGGAUGUUCUAACCAACCCCACGGCCACCUCACCGGGAGCUGCUGCUGCAGCAGCUGCUAGUUCCGACCAAAGCCAAGACACCGUCCUUACAGCCCAGUACACAGUCCCUACUCGAUACUCAAGUCCUGGUCAGGUCAUCUUUGGAGGGCUCGACAUGAGUCGCCUCACGGUCGGAGCUACACACUCUCAUCAGCCUUCACAACAACAACAACAACAACAACAACAACAACAACAACAGCAGCAGCAGUUACAACAACUCCUACACCAUCAGCAACUACAGCACCAUCAACAACAGCUACAGCAGCAGCAGCAGCAGCAGCAACAACAGAUGCUCCAGCAGCAGCAGCAACAACAGCUACACCAGCAGCAGCUUCAACACAUGCAGCAGCAGCAUCAUCAUCAGCAACAGCUCCAACAGCACAUACUGCAGCAGCAGCUGCACCACCAGCAGCAAAUGCAUCAGAUGCAGCAACAACAGCAGCAGCUUCACAUUCAAAUCCCCGUCUCCUCCAUGUCAUCAGCACAGACCUCCGGAGCGGCCAUGCUUCCGACGGGUGCGCUGCAGAUCCAGAUCCCUCACCCGCCGCCCGAUCUGCUUGUCGAGAGGGGAACCGCGGGCGAACACGAGAGCCUCCUGAAAAUAAAGACGAUGCGUUCUGGUCCGCAGUUGGCCGAGGCCGACACGGUGGUCUUCAGCGCACCGCCAGAGCUAAGUAAAAUGAACCCCCCACCUCCCUAUCCCGGAACUGUGGCUGCUGCAGUGGCGGCAGCUGCUGCCGCGGCGGCGGCUGCUGCUUCCAUGUCGGCCUCCAGUACGCCCUCAAAUGCCUCAUUGGGAACAACUGGGGGCUCCACUGGAACGCCACCUCCUGGUGAUCUCUGUGCAAAGAAGGGGGACAUACAACUGUAUCCCCUAAGUCACCAACAAAGCCAGUACACCACACCACUGGGCUAUGAGAGAAUCACCACCUUUGACAGCAGCGGUAACGUGGAGGAAGUCUGUCGUCCUCGAACCCGACUUGUCUGUAAUCAGAAUGUCUACAGCAUGCAAGGGCCCGGAAGCUCUGCAACCCUCAGGGUCACCUCUUCAUCCUCAUCCUCCUCGGCAGAAGGCAAGAAGAUCCAGCUGCCGUACAGCUCCGCCACACUCAACAGACUCGCCGCACCUCGCUAUUCCAUACCAAGCGGGGACCCUCCCCCGUAUCCAGACCUGGCCAACCAGAAUAGCGGCAGGAAUCCUGGACAGAAGCUGGACAGCAGUCUCAUCCACGCCACUCUUAGGAGGAAUAGCCGGGAGGCCACCCUCAAAGUGUCCCAAAUGAUAGAGCCGCCCAGACCGCUACCACUGCCACCUAAAGCUAAAAAUAGCAGUGCACUAGCGGCCUCCUACCAGCAGAGGGUGCAAACAGCCUUAUACACCUGCAGUCAGUGUAGCAGCGGGUCCAGCCUUGGGGUCACGGCUCCAGGCAGCGCCAAUGGAAUAGCAGGGGGUACCAUAAUCAGACAGGAUUUUCCUCCAGGGAACGGAGCGCCGCACAGCACAGUUAUCGUACACUCCAACAGCGGUGCCCCUCUGGCCUCGCAGUCCUCUUACAGCCUGCUCAGCUCACUGGAAGGAUCUGGAUCCACCGCAGGAGGAAGCAGCAGCAGAGACCGGAUUGAUUAUGUUAAUUCAGCGUUUACUGAGGACGAAACGCUCAGUCAGUCCCUCAGGCAUUUGGCUUUAGGAGCAAAUGAUACGUCAGGCCUGCUCGUUAAACACCCACCUCCCUAUCACUGGGACCCCGCCACCACGGAGGAGGUGUGGGUCCCUCAGGAACGAAUUGCAACGCUCAACCCCGCCGGCCAUCCGGGACCCCACAAGCCGCACCCGCUUAUCCUCAGCCCGGCUCAGCACUUAGACGUGUCCAGGCUACCGUACGUGCUGUCUCCGAAGUCUCCCACGACACCCGGUGCUGCGUCUUUUCAAGCCGCCGCCGGGUACCAAAUUUCUCUCCAGUAUCCCGCAGUCACUGCCUACUCGGGAGCCCAGCUUCAGCCCAUCCUAACGUCACCACGCCCCUGCUCCUCCCCAAAAGAAGUGGUGGCACCAGUGUCUCUCUCACAGCAGGACACAACCAUUGUCUUACCUGCCGGUUACCCUGCCAGUCUAACCAACCUGGCCUGCUGCCCACUACCACCUAUGUACCCCGCGGGAAACGCUUGCGCCGGGAUUCCCAUUCCUCCCAUCGCACUCCACACACCGUGGGGUACGUAUAACUCGUGCCCCCCUAUUCCCAGUCCUGCUGUGCCCCUACCGCCCAAAGCUUCCCAUAUGGUGGUAGACAAAAAUGCUCUUUCACCACCACCACCACCGCCUCCGCCUCCUCCACCGCCACCCCCGCCGCCACCACACGCAGAACUGCAGAAUCACACAGGGUUACAGGAAGCCAUGGCAGAAACCGGGGAAGGUUUCCAGGAAGUGCUGUCCUUAGCCGAGAGCCCUGUGCCGCCUCGGUCGGAGAAGUUCAGCAAGAAGAACCGCAAGAGGGCGGACGGGCGGGCGGAGGAGGCCAAUGUGCCGCCUCUGGCUGAAGGGAGCAAGUCCAAAAAGGAGGGCAGGGCACUGGGGGACUUCAACUCCCUCAUCUCCAGUCCACGGCUGGGAGGGAGGGACAAGAAGAAGGUGAAAGGACCGAAGGAGCAGCUAAAGGCCAAGAAGCUGAGCAAGGCCACAGCCAACAGCGAGUUCCAGGACAGCUCAGAGAGCGAGCCGGAGCUUUUCAUCAGCGGGGAUGAGCUGCUCAACCAGUGCCAGAGCGGGAAGAAAGGCUGGAAGACGAAGAGGAACCUCAGGGCGGCCAGCGAACUGGAGGAGAUGAAAUGCCGUAAGGCCAAUGAGAAGGAGGACCGAGGGCUGGGCAGCCAGGGCUUCGUGUACGUCAUGGCAAACAAGCAGCCGCUGUGGAAUGAGGCCACGCAGGUGUAUCAGCUGGACUUUGGUGGACGCGUCACGCAGGAGUCCGCCAAAAACUUUCAGAUUGAACUUGAGGGCAGACAGGUGAUGCAAUUCGGUCGCAUCGACGGCAACGCCUACAUCCUGGACUUUCAGUAUCCCUUUUCUGCCGUGCAGGCCUUUGCGGUGGCUUUGGCAAACGUCACGCAACGCCUCAAGUGAAAUGCCGCCCUGCCACACGUGGGGUUUAAGAAAGUCACCGUUUUUUCACAGAGACACACCCGGACAGAGAGACAGAGAAGACACAAGGGGAAGAGAUCCGAUCCCGUUGCACUACGCGAUGCUGCCACUUGAGGCGCAGUUGCCGAGCGCUGCGCUUUUGGCAACCGUCAUGCAAAUAAACGCUGCUUUCGUUAGUCGAGUUAAAUUGCUUUUAGACGACCGAGUGAGGAAACUGUCACUCGUUUUUUUUUGGUUUUUUUUGAAAGGAGCAGCAGUAAUACUUGAAAACCACACUCUGGUGAUAUGUUGUUUUUCUCCAGAGCACACACAGGUACUACUACUGGCCACUCAAAUCCAUGGCUGUACAACACUCACCAAUAGAUGACACUGCUUUUGCUUUUAGGGAGUAUUUGUGACACAAAAUGGUGGACGGUCGGCUUUUGUUUUCGCUCUCUGCCAUUCCUUUUGCUACUGUCAGUUCACACGUCUUACACCGGUGGCGUUGAAAUAUGUGGGUUUUUUUUAAUGUUGUUUUACACGCUGUUGAAGGAUGUAGACUCGUGGAUUAAGUUAUGCGUACUGUACAUUUUGAAUCGUCGCCAUUGUUUGCGUUCUAUGUAAUCACCCCAUCCUGUCAGCACACGCCGCUUUCAUUCGGGAGACUUAAGUUGUGAUAUUACUCUUGUAUUAACGUCUCUAUGACGUCAGCCAUGGCACCUGUUGUCACUUCUGUGAAGUGAGUGUUCAGACCCCACCCCUCCACUCUUAAACACCACACUUAAACGAGGUGCAGGGAAUAUUUUUCUACAUUUCUCUCACAAUCUCCUCUGACAGAAUACACAUAUCAGUCAUAUAAUAUGAAAGCUGAUUUUUGUGUGUGUGUGUGUGUAAAGAGACUUGGGUGACUCUGCCACUGUGUUUCAAUGCUGUAAUACUGUUCAAUGCAAAUACUGAAAUCAUCUUUUGCUGAUUUUGUUUGUCUUUUUAAAAGUCGUAACACCAAUGAAGGAUGAAGCCAGUGUGUUGACUCUCCAAAUAUAGUUUGUUGUUACAUCACAACAAAACUCAUGUUCGAUGAACAAAAACAACUUUUGGGGUGCAAUUGGACAACCUCAAAAUUUUGUACAAGAAUGAAGUCGUAUUAGGAGUUUGUUAUUCCUCAAAAUUAAAGUUUAAAGAUUAAAGUUAUAAUAUUAAUGUCAAUAUUCCCCACUUGAAAAUGUCAGUAUGCUGUUAAACUGUACAUUGUGAAGCUAGUCUUGAUGUGACAAAAUGGACCUCGUGACUACCUUUUUGUAGUGUAACUUGACAAUAAUAGUUCUGUAAUAUAUAUAUUUUUCCCCUUGUAAUAUUCUGACUUUACUCUGUUUAGAAAUUACAGAUUUUUCCCAGAAUAAUAAAACAUUCUCUAAAAUUAUGCCAUUUUUUUCUCACGGUAUUACAACGGCAAUCUCAAAAUUAUGACCUCAAUAUUUCAACUUUGUUAUCAUAAAAUUAAGACAUUUUUUCCAUAACAAUAUUGCAGGUAUUGGUGUUGUCUUUUUAAUAAAUAAAAUUGCAACUUAA
Messenger RNA from Phyllopteryx taeniolatus (common seadragon), 7541 nucleotides. It is a transcript of the gene tulp4a, whose product is annotated as TUB like protein 4a. The record is from RefSeq and is a predicted model, not a curated record. Gene Ontology annotation, molecular function: protein binding. The coding region runs from base 657 to 5975 and encodes 1772 amino acids. Lineage: Eukaryota; Metazoa; Chordata; Actinopteri; Syngnathiformes; Syngnathidae. The transcript has 14 exons.